CUCGGGCAAAGGUUAAUGGGCCGAACGGAUCCCGUGUGCGUCAGCAGGAGCAGCGAGGGUAAAGCUGCGGGAGGGGCUCUGCUCGCAGAGGCUCCGGUUCCUCAGAGCAGCCACCACGAUCCCAGCCCGGGCUCGGGCUCGGCCCGGCGCCGCUGCCGCAGGCCAGGGCGGUACCAGGUGCGGACGGCGGGGGGCGCUGAGCGCGCCUCAGGUGAGCGGGAGCCACGGCCCCGAACGGACGCGCGAUUCUGCGCAUGCGCGUUCCCGCCGCUCGGCGGCGCCUGCGCACUGCCGCGCCUCGUGGUGCCGUGCGGUACUUCCGCCCUCACCCGGAGCCCGGCGUCGCCUCGGCGGUUUUGCGACAGCCGUAAGUGCGCGGGGUGGCCGGCGGAGCGGAGGCACCGGACGGGCCGGGGGCGGCGGCGGCGGCGCGAUGAGGCCGCAGCAGGCGCCUGUGUCGGGCAAGGUGUUCAUCCAGCGCGACUACAGCGGCGGGACGCGCUGCCAGUUCCAGAGCAAGUUCCCGGCCGAGCUGGAGAACAGGGUGUGUUGCUCUGAAUGGUUUUCUGUCCACGUUGUGUUUGGAUUCAGACUCAGCCUGAGUACAGGACAGGUGCUGCAGAUUGAUAGGCAGCAGUUCGAGGAGACAGUCCGGACACUGAACAACCUGUAUGCAGAGGCUGAGAAACUUGGGGGCCAGUCUUACCUUGAGGGUUGUCUCGCCUGCCUGACUGCCUACACCAUCUUCCUGUGCAUGGAGACGCACUAUGAAAAGGUUCUAAAGAAAAUCGCUAAGUUCAUUCAGGAGCAGAAUGAGAAGAUCUACGCUCCUCAGGGCCUUCUGCUGACAGACCCCAUUGAAAGAGGAUUAAGAGUUAUUGAAAUUACCAUUUAUGAAGACAGAGGUUUGACCAGUGGAAGAUAGAACUGUGGAGUCUCAGAUGAUAGCUCACCGGUGGAUUUGCUGUACCAAGGUUCCCCUACCUCCUACUUUAGAGCAUCAUUCCUUUCUCUGCUGCCAGAUCCACAGUGCCAUCUACUACAAGGACUAACUUCCUCAAACUGCUCCCCAGGGGGUGACCUAGCUGGUCAGCAUCCACUUUGCAGUAGAUUUGGAAGCAACAGGAUCACUUUUUAAUUUUUGUUUGAUUUGUUGUUUUUUUUUCUCAAGAAAAGGCAAAAGUGGUAAAGCUGUGUUCUCUCCUGAAAGAAAUGGGGCCCUCAGCCUGACAGAGGUUUAAUUUUAGUCUUGUAAGUGCAGUGCUGUUCCUCCCUGCUUCUUAAACCCUUCUGUGUCAGCUGGGCUUUGGAAAGCUCCAGCUCAAAGUUAGGAAUUUCCCUCCAGUUCAGUGUUAGAGUGCAGAGAUACACAGUGCCUCUUCCCAGUGAGGAGUGACUCAAGACAAUGUCUCUUGUGCUGAUCCUUGUGGAAAGCCUAAAGGCAAAGUGUUCCUUGCGUUAAGUCUUGAUUAUCCCUGGAAGGGAGGGGUACAGCCAGACUUAAACCCUGGUGGUUUUUCUGCCCCUGUGUCUGCUGUUGUUGGCCCCGUCAGUGCUCACCAAGAGAGGCCUGGUCAGUCAUGGAACAGUGAGCAUGGUAAAGUGGAUGCUGAGCCAAUAAAAAUAAUGAUUCCCAUCCUUUUCUGAUUAAUAUAUGAAGUGUAAAACUGUUUCUUUAUGGAUUUCUUAUGUAUAAUUUAUAGGAAAACACUGAUUUGACAAACUGUAAGAUACUGUGUAAGAUGGAUUUCUUAAUUCUGUCUGCUGGCACACACUGAGGAGUUGAGCUGUGCAUUCCUUAGCGUCCCCAUGCAUUGCUCAGCAGUACCUGCAUGAGUGAAGUUCCCCACAACCCAAGCUGGCUGAAUCCUUUCUCUAACAUCCUUUUCCCAUGUCACAGCCCAGGUGUUCUGGUAUAGUGUCAGUGUCCAGUUGUGGAAGGAACUCAGGAGUUCAGAAGAGACGCUUGGCAGGGGUGGAGGGCCACAUUGGUUGGUGGUGGUGCUGCAGGUGCUAAUACUGGAUGUGGAACUCCAGGCUCAUUCCUCAGCCACUGGGGGUUUGAGAUUUGAUUAAUAUUUUCAUUGUACAAAAUUUGUUUUUUUCUAAACUGUAACAGUGUUUGCCUUUCACAGCUGUUGCAAUAUUGGCAGAAAUACUGAUGGAUCAGUAAACCUUUUCUUAAACUG
Messenger RNA from Poecile atricapillus (Black-capped chickadee), 2189 nucleotides. RefSeq names its product golgin A7 (gene GOLGA7). Gene Ontology annotation, biological process: protein targeting to membrane; Golgi to plasma membrane protein transport; peptidyl-L-cysteine S-palmitoylation. Gene Ontology annotation, cellular component: palmitoyltransferase complex; Golgi stack. NCBI's taxonomy places the organism in Eukaryota, Metazoa, Chordata, Aves, Passeriformes, Paridae. The coding region runs from base 434 to 925 and encodes 163 amino acids. The record is from RefSeq and is a predicted model, not a curated record. The transcript has 6 exons.